Molecule: messenger RNA, 1456 nt
Organism: Periconia digitata
Lineage: Eukaryota; Fungi; Ascomycota; Dothideomycetes; Pleosporales; Periconiaceae
Source: the annotation of a GenBank genome assembly
CUCGUUCCCCCCUCCUGUUUCUUCUCCAGCCCCGAUCGACAUCUACACCUUCCCUUUCUCACCCGGCUGACAGGACAGCCUCUUGGACGUUUCCCACCAACAUCCAUCUCCAGUGUCACUCGCCCCACUUGUGUGUUGGACCCUCCUCCUGCAAGGGACGUCUAUCAAGGAGCUCUAGAACCGCCAAUCUCACGGCUGUACGACGACGCAGUCUCCCAGAUUGAAGCAUCGGUCAUGAAUUUCAAAGGUCGGAGCAGCACGUCAGACGCAUAAAUAUAGCAAGUCAGUCGGUGGUGCAGACCCUGUGGCCACCCGACGCGAAACAGAGCUCGGAAACAUGUUGUCGCACCAUGGAGCCUUCUCGCCAGGGACGGCAAUCACCAGCGCCAACAGGAAACAAUCAAUACAGCGCCGGGUCCACCAACAGGUGUACUUGAGAACCCUCUCACCCGCUGCUUCUGUUGGCCGCUUGCUUUGCUGGCUGGUUGUGCUUCUGUUUGUGGCGUCACUCUUUGCAACGUCCGAGGCUGCACACGGUGAUCUUAGAGAUCGACGAAAAAGACCUUCGUUCCCUGCACUCCCCAUCAACAUCGACCCCGUGCCAGCGCCUCGAGCAUCUUCUCUUUUGCUCGUUGAUACUCGCCCUCCCCCUCAAGCCCCUCCUUUAAUGCCUCCAACCAAUGAUGGAAUUGCGAAUCAGAUCCCGAAUACGCCGUCCAUCAAAAGAGCGGAUGGCACUUUUGAAAUCCCGAGACCGUUCGAUUCAUCGCUGUCGAACAAUUUCACGGACAACUGCGACAAUUUCUUCAAACGCAUGCUGUCCAGCGAGACCGUCACCACCUGCCACCCUUUCUCCAUGCUGCUCCAGACUUCCAAUGGUCUCUUCGAAGCAUCCAAAUCGUUCGUUCGCAUCACACAAACCCUGGAGAACACUUGUGCCGCGAACAUGACGCAAUGCCUUGGGGGUAUGGAUGCCCUCGCCCGCGAGCUCAAGACCGAUGCGGCCUGUGGCGUGGACUACAACAACAACAAUGCACAAGCUGUGCAAGCGUACAACGGGCUGAUAGCGUACGAGCCCCUUUACCGAGCGAGCUGCUUGCGAGACGACAGUGGUAACUACUGUUACGCCAACGCCGUUACCAACCAGACGUCACAGGGUUCAGACGGAAAUCCAUACUAUAUGCCCAUCGGGAUGAAACUCGUGAGCGGCCGUCCAACGUGCAACACUUGCCUUCAAGAUACCAUGGCCAUCUUCUCCACCUUUGCUGGCAACGCCUCGCAGCCUAUCAGCCAAACCUACGCCAGCGGCGCACAGCAAAUCGUCGUCUACUGCGGACAGAACUUCAUCAACGUAACCGCCGCUCCAUUAAAAGGUGCUGCUUCAGCUUCCGCGACCACUGCUUUUGCGCCGGCCCUGACGCUUUUCCUAAUGCUUUUCUUACUAAUUUUCCCAUAA